This is a messenger RNA of Metarhizium acridum CQMa 102, 2082 nucleotides long. Lineage: Eukaryota; Fungi; Ascomycota; Sordariomycetes; Hypocreales; Clavicipitaceae. The record is from RefSeq and is a predicted model, not a curated record.
AUGCUGCGCGUCGCCCCAAAGGUCCAUCUCCCGACCCAGACUUCAAGCAGCGGCCUUCACCUGGCACCACCGAGUCCCAGUGAUAUCGGCGUGCCGUCUGCGACUUUCCAUGGAUACAAGAAGGAAUCUCGACCGACAACACCCACAAAAGGGGAGACGUACAACGAUAAAUACGUCGUGUUGUAUGACUUUGGGAGAAUAGUCAAGGACUGGCUGUAUGCCAUUACCCAGUCCCACCCCGGCGGCGACAAACACACGGUCGUAAAGGCCUGGUUCGAAGCUGAAGAUGUCCUCGCCCUGCACCAUCUCAUUCUCUGGCCCAAAGAUUUGGGCGGUGCCGGCAUCACGCCACAAGUCGGCGAGUGGGAAAACGUCAAGGCCAUCUUCCCACUGCACAACGAGCCCGCGAACCAGUCUAUACUCCGCCACCUGAGUAGGACCAUCGUGUUGACGGCCGAGGACUUUGACAAGAUUCGAAAUUUACACGGGUCCAAGAUUGCCUUUUACUUUGCAUUUAUCCAGACCUACCUCACCUUUCUGACGUUUCCCGCCAUCACUGGUGUUUUCACAUGGCUGUUUCUCCCCAAGUACUCUCUCGCGUAUGCCAUCUUGACUGGCGUUUGGUGCACCGUCUUCCUCGAGUACUGGAAAAUCCAGGAGAUUGACCUCAGCAUGCGCUGGAUGGUACGAGGCGUCAACAAGGUCAAGAUUAACCGGCCGGCGUUCAAGUAUGACAAGAUUAUUGUGGAUGAGAACGGUCGGACCAAGCAUUACUUUCCCAAGUGGAAGCAGAUUGCCCGUCAGCUGCUUCAGAUUCCCUUUAUCAUUCUGGCCGCCAUUGCCCUUGGACUCAUGAUCUGUUCCGUCUUUGUAGUAGAAGUUUUGAUAUGCGAGACUUACGAGGGCCCUCAUCAGUUUUACUUGGAGUACGUCCCUACGAUAUUGCUGGCAGUGGCCAUUCCGCGAAUAUCAUCGUCGCUCGAGGGCAUUGCGACUGCAUUGACCGAGUACGAAAACCACAGGACUGCAGAUGAACACGAAAUGUCGUUGACGCAGAAGCUCUUCGUCCUCAGCAUCAUUACGAACUACCUCCCCAUUCUGCUCACGGCAUUCGUCUACGUCCCAUUUGGCGACGUCAUAAUUCCUCGUGUGAAGCAACUCAUUGUAAACUUUUUCCCAAAAUUCGCCGCCAAGCUGGUGUUUCGUCCCUUUGCCUCCGACACGGACCGGCUCCGCAACGAAGUCAUUGCCUUGACCGUGACGGGACAACUGUCUGAUUUCUUCGAGGAGAAUAUCCUGCCCCUCAUCAAGUACAAGUUUAGCGACUGGUAUCGCGAGUACCGUCGAGCCUACACCAAGGACACCAUGCUCCUGACGCUGGUCUCUGACGAUGCCGGCGAAGCCGAUUAUCUGAAGCGCGUCCGGAACCAAGCGACACGCUCCCAGUACAAUGUGCAAGACGACAUUGCGGAGCUUGUCCUUCAGUUUGGCUACCUGGCCUUGUUCUCGCCCGUCUGGCCGCUGAUAUCCAUGGGGUUCCUCAUAAACAACUGGAUCGAGCUUCGGUCCGACUUUGCCAAGAUCUGCAUCGAACACCGACGACCUGCCCCGACGCGGGCCGACGGAAUCGGUCCCUGGGUGACGGCGCUGGAAACGUUGACCCUGCUGGGAAGCAUAUCCACCGCGGCCAUUGUUCAUCUUUUCGGAACCGACACCAUUGGCGCGGGGGGCUGGACGACGCUGCCCAUCACGAUAUUCGUCAGCGAGCACCUGCUGCUCAUGCUGCGAGCGUUGACGCGAUGGAUCUUUGAGCGCUACGGGUCCGAGCAGAUUCGCAAGGAGCGCCACGAGAGAUAUGCUCGCCGCCUGCACUAUCUCGAAGAGAUUGAGGCAAACAAACGAGCAGGCGUCAACCUCAGCCCUGCUGAGAGAGAACGCCGAAAGUCGGUGCUCGUCGCCAGCUCUGGCAGCUUUUGGACCAGGCAGGUCGACGAGGGGAGCAGUGCCGCAGCAGGGCUGAGGCUGAUUAAUCUCGCGCGACAAUGGAAGAAGAGCCAGAGCAGUGAGACAAAGGUGGAUUAG